AUGUCGGGUUACGAAUGGAACUUACUUGAAUUGUGCGAGAUAAGAUGGAAAGGAAUAGGAGAGACAAACAUUGAAGGUGGACACAAAAUGUGGUGGAGUGGAAGCGGAGAGAAACAUGAAAAGGGAGUAGGUUUCAUUGUCCAUAAGGAAUGGACUAACUCUGUCAUUGAAUGCGUUCCCACCAACGAGAGGAUCCUCAAAAUCAGAAUUGCGGCAAAACCAAGGAAUAUUAGCGUUGUGCAGAUAUAUGCACCAACAAACAGCUCGUCAGAAGAAGACAUCGGUGAGUUCUACGAUGCCCUAGACGAUGUGUUGGAGAACACUGAGAAGCGAGACUACAUCAUCGUUCAAGGAGACUGGAACUGCCAAAUUGGAAGCGACGCAUAA
This is a messenger RNA of Penaeus indicus, 387 nucleotides long. Its product is annotated as craniofacial development protein 2-like. The record is from RefSeq and is a predicted model, not a curated record. Gene Ontology annotation, cellular component: nucleus. The transcript has a single exon. Gene Ontology annotation, biological process: chromatin remodeling. Lineage: Eukaryota; Metazoa; Arthropoda; Malacostraca; Decapoda; Penaeidae. Bases 1 to 387 code for a protein of 128 amino acids.